CCUCGACUCGUGACCAGCGAGCCGUCGACAGACAUACAUCUAGUCCCACCCUAUCUGACGUCCUUCAAUUCUUCUCUCACAGUUUCUGUAUUGUAUGGACAUGGCCUUCCCUGAACAAUCCGACGAUGUGACAGAGACUCAGAGAAAGAAAUGUCGACUAUUGGAAAUAGUGCAAUAUACAUGUGAACCAGAAGAGCUUCCUAGUGGAGAAGUUCAGCCUCGAUGCUUCCCUAUCCCUCGUAUCUUUAGGAUAUGUCCUAACCGUCCUGCCGUGGAAAUCACGAAACUUAUCAAGAUCGACCUCAAGACAGGAGAGAUUGAAAUGCCGGAAGAGUCUAGUGUCCUUCUUCCCAAGGGUAAACACUGGCGAGAUAUACGUCGAUACGACCCUGAAGCCGUAGCUGGAUCGAGUGGUUGAUCAAUUUCAGGCUUCUAAAACCAGGCAAGACCUAACCCAUGGGGUUUUUUACAAGGUCCCACCCCCAUGGUCCCCCCAAGACUCACCUUUGCGAUUCAUUUCUGGCACAUGUCGCUGAGUGCUUAGUCCUUC
Molecule: messenger RNA, 550 nt
Organism: Suillus discolor
Lineage: Eukaryota; Fungi; Basidiomycota; Agaricomycetes; Boletales; Suillaceae
Exons: 4
Coding region: 95-418 (107 amino acids)
Cellular component (GO): mitochondrial inner membrane peptidase complex
Source: RefSeq, a predicted model, not a curated record